Molecule: messenger RNA, 570 nt
Organism: Cyprinodon variegatus (sheepshead minnow)
Lineage: Eukaryota; Metazoa; Chordata; Actinopteri; Cyprinodontiformes; Cyprinodontidae
Gene: guca1c
Product: guanylyl cyclase-activating protein 1-like
Exons: 4
Coding region: 1-570 (189 amino acids)
Molecular function (GO): calcium ion binding; calcium sensitive guanylate cyclase activator activity
Source: RefSeq, a predicted model, not a curated record
AUGGGUUCCUACAGCUCAAACCUGGAUGAUAUCUUGGAAGAGGACAUGCACCACUGGUACACCAAAUUCAUGAGGGAAUCUCCAUCUGGACUUAUCACUCUGUUUGAACUGAAGACGAUGCUUGACAUGAAUGGGAUGACAGAGGAGGCCAGCAGUUAUGUUGACCAGGUGUUCUUCACCUUUGAUAUGGACGGGGAUGGCUAUUUAGACUUUGUGGAAUACAUUGCAGCUAUAAGUCUAUUGCUGAAGGGCGAGGUAAAUCAGAAACUGAAGUGGUACUUCAAGCUUUUUGAUCAAGAUGGAAACGGAAAAAUUGACAAGGAUGAACUGGAAACUAUAUUCAAGGCUAUUCAAGAUAUCACCAGAAGUUAUGAGAUCCCCCCAGAGGAGAUUGUGACACUUAUAUAUGAGAAAAUUGAUGUUAAGGGAGAAGGUGAGCUGACGUUGGAGGAGUUCAUCAGCGGAGCGAAGGAGCACCCUGACAUCAUGGACAUGCUCACGAGGAUGAUGGAUCUCACAAAUGUCUUGGAAAUCAUAAUCAAGGGUCAAAGGAGAAAUGCUGUGAAAUGA